AUUAUAAAAUAUUUAUUAAAAAAUCUUUUUAAAUAUAAUAAUAUUUUAUAGAUUUUUUUGCAAUUCAUGGAAAAGGUGUUCCAUGCAUCUCGUUGGAUUGGCAUACCAAAUACCAGUGCUUUCUGGAAGCUUUGGGCUUGCUGCGUCAUUUUUCUUAUGGUGUCUGUGGAGAUUGGCGCUAUCAGGAAGGUCAUCAGAGCUCUGGCUGGCUGGGCAGUUGACACUUCGAAACAGAGAAGUGUGACAGCUCGCUUGGCCGGUGCAAUGUUUUACGCCAUGUCUGUUAUAUCACAAAUACUUUGCUGGAGAUUAGCGCAGUCUUGGAGUCAAUUGUCUAAGACUUGGGCCGCGACAGAAUGGACGUUGAGCAUUAAAUAUGUACCUCCGGACGUGACGCUGCGAAGACGUUUGUUAGUGGUGACUGCUUUUAUCAUGAUUGGAGGAUUAGGUGAACAUGUUUUGAGUAUUUUAGCGGCAAUAAAUGAUGAAUUUCAAAAUCCCGACCUUCUGCGAACAUAUAUAUUAAAAUCUCACGGAUUUUUAUUCCUAGAAAAAGAGUAUCAUCCAGCUUUUGGUGUUGCGGUGUUCUUUAUUAGUAACUUGGCAACGAUACUAUGGAAUUUUCAAGACCUGGUUAUAGUAUUGACAAGCAUGGGUUUGACGUCGAGGUACUACAGACUCAAUAUUUGCAUAGCAAUGUUAAUUUCAAGGCAAAAAGAAAAAAAAACGGAUCAGGACAUUCAAAUACUAAGGCUUUAUUUAUGGCGAAAGAUACGAGAAGCCUUCGUCAGGCAGGCGACGCUGGCCAGAAAAGUUGAUGAAACCCUUGGUCUUCUUAUUCUUUUCUCCAACUUCUUCAAUUUUUAUUUCAUAUGUCUACAACUAUUUUUGGGGAUCACUCUCGGUGUGACAGGUGAACCCCUACAGCAGACAUAUUACCUGGUAUCUCUUUGCUGGAUCUGCAUCAGAUCUAGCUGCGUGGUGCUGGCUGCUUCAGAUGUUAAUCAGCAUUCGAACAAAGCUCUCACAUAUUUGUGUGACUGUCUUCCAUACCAAUAUAAUAUCGAGAUAGAACGACUUCAAGUACAGCUUAGGAAAGAUUAUAUCGCAUUAAGUGGAAUGGGCUUCUUUUACUUAACUAGAAGUGUACUGCUAAAGGUAGCGAGUUCAGUUAUUACAUAUGUGCUGGUUUUAGUACAGUACGAUGGAACAGAUCGUAUUGAUGGCAAGUGGCUCAACAGCACCAGUAAUAAUACAGACGUUAAUAAUUAA
This is a messenger RNA of Leptidea sinapis, 1272 nucleotides long. Its product is annotated as gustatory receptor for sugar taste 64a-like. Gene Ontology annotation, biological process: detection of chemical stimulus involved in sensory perception of taste; sensory perception of chemical stimulus. The transcript is spliced from 8 exons. Gene Ontology annotation, cellular component: membrane. The record is from RefSeq and is a predicted model, not a curated record. NCBI's taxonomy places the organism in Eukaryota, Metazoa, Arthropoda, Insecta, Lepidoptera, Pieridae. Bases 67 to 1272 code for a protein of 401 amino acids. Gene Ontology annotation, molecular function: taste receptor activity.